Molecule: messenger RNA, 1686 nt
Organism: Peniophora sp. CBMAI 1063
Lineage: Eukaryota; Fungi; Basidiomycota; Agaricomycetes; Russulales; Peniophoraceae
Source: the annotation of a GenBank genome assembly
AUGCUCUUGCUCUCGGUCUUCAUUGGCGUUCUUCUCAGUACUUCCGCUCAAGGCGCCCUCGCACCUACCAUCGCGACUGGUCCUGUCGUCGAUCUAGGGUACGCGGCCUACCUAGGAAAUGCAACGACACCUACCGGUGUAGAGGAUGGCCCAGUCGUCUUCUUCGGCGGUGUACCGUUCGCACAGCCGCCGUUGGGUGAUCUACGCUGGCGAGCGCCCAAGAUGCUCGACAAAUCAACCCCGUCCGACUCCGUGAACGUCAGUGAUGCGCGCAACUUUGCGAGUCCGUGCAUACAGCAACCCGCGAAGGCUGGAGUGGGGUCUGAAGAUUGCUUGUACCUCAACGUCUGGAUGCCUUCGAAUGCUACAAACACGUCUUCCCUUCCCGUCGCGUUCUACAUCUAUGGUGGAGGGUUUGCUUCCGGGACAACGCAAGGCUUUCCUAUGUACGACUGGGUUGCACAGAACCCCGGGAUCGUUGCCGUCUCUCCCGCAUACCGCCUGAAUGCACUUGGCUUCCUGGCAGGGCCGGGCAUUGCCUCCGACGGGGACUACAACGUCGGUCUGCUGGACCAGCGCGCUGCUAUGGAAUGGGUUCAACGCCACAUCGGGUCCUUCGGCGGUAAUCCAGAUGAGGUCACUAUCAUCGGUGAAAGCGCAGGUGCCGCUUCGGUCGUCAUGCACGUCACUGGCUAUGGAGGUAACCAGACUGCUCCCUUCAAGCGAGCAGUAACUCAGUCUAUCGGAUAUGGACCAAGUCAAGCUGCAGUGAGCGACGAGACGAGCAAGUUCUUCGCGAACUUCACCGCAUCGGUCGGAUGUCCUUCGGACCUCUCCCCGGCGGACACAAUGACCUGCUUGCGGAACGUGACAAUGGACGAGCUCAUCCUCGGUAUCAACAACCAACCCACAGACACCUGGAAUCCCGUCUACGGAGACGCUUUCCUGCCCGAUCUACCUUCGCAACUCUUUCGCGAUGGGCGCUUCACACCGGUCGAGUAUAUGGGCGGCCAUUGCAGCGGUGACGGGCAUACGUUCAGCUACGGCUCGCCCACUACGACGCUCAGCGAUGCCAACAUAGUGACACAAAUCUUCGAGGACCGCUGGGUCGGAGUCACGAAUGAGACGAUACAAGAUGUCUUCGAGUUUUAUCCUGAGGUCAACGCUCCGGGAAGCCCGCUGCAUUCGUACUUCGACCUCGGCUCAGAGAUCGGUGGAGACAUCGUAUUCAGCUGCAUGGACGAGUUCAUUGCGGAUCAUAUGCUUGACGCCGGUGUUGACAAUGUCUUCACUUUUGUAUGGAACGCACCGAACCCCGUCUUGUAUGCAAAUGCGCCGUACAGAUGGGCAGCACACACUUCGGAUCUGUUCUUCCUCUUCAGCGGCACAACGUCCGCCUCCAAUGCCGGCUUCACGUUCACUCCAUUUAACGCGUCUGAAGCAAUCCUAUCUAAGGAAGCCAUUGCAUCUUGGACAUCGUUCGUAGCCAGCGGAAGCCCAUCGACGGAGCGUCUCAAUGGCUCGGCAGUGUGGCCGCACUAUGAGACGCAGGAGAGGCAAAGGAUGAUCUUCACGCGCGGUAACAACACGAAGACUGCCAGCGCUGUCGAGCUAUGGCCGAAGUACAAGACCUCCCGCUGUGCAUGGUGGUUCCAGCGAAAUAUCACGACCCAGACAACUGUGUAA